This is a messenger RNA of Phycomyces blakesleeanus NRRL 1555(-), 774 nucleotides long. RefSeq lists its product as hypothetical. Lineage: Eukaryota; Fungi; Mucoromycota; Mucoromycetes; Mucorales; Phycomycetaceae. The transcript has a single exon. The record is from RefSeq and is a predicted model, not a curated record. The coding region runs from base 1 to 774 and encodes 257 amino acids.
AUGACUGGAGACACUCGAGGAGGACUACGAAGUGAAAUUAUGGCAAACUGGAUUAGCAGUAAGGAUUUAACAUUGUGGAAUUUGGAGUUGGCCUUUGGCAUCCCAACAUACGAGAGAGUCCAUACAUCUGGUGGGGUCUUCAAAAGUAUUAUCGAUUUCUUCUUGUUGCGAGAGGAGCAAUUCCAUGAUAUGCAGAUGAAAAUCCAUGACGAACUCGCCCUGGACUCUGACCACCACCUUUGUGAGCUAUUCUUUCAGCCUGUGUUCAUACCACAGCUCCUGACAGAAAACUCAGUCUGUCAACUUUGGAAGCUUCAACGACUGGAAAUCAAAGAGGUCUACAAAAAAUACCAAAGACGAUUUGAAGUGGGUUCAGAUACACUUCAACAAGAGAUUCAACAAACCCUGGAAGACACUUCCAUAUUGUGCCCUGUUGUCUUGGAGGCCUAUUCACAACGUCUCAAUGAGACGAUCUAUAAGGCUUUGGAUGAUUCUGUUGGGCGAGUGUCACCACGACCAAAAGUUUGGAAGAACUUUUGGAAUGCCGAAUUACAACACCUAGCUGACCAGCGUCAAGAACUUUACCAUUGGCAACGCCGGGUAGGCAAUGACUUUGAACGUAUUAAAGCCCAUGCUGAGUAUGUUGCAGCAAACCAAGAUCUGCAAACAGCAGUUUGGGCGGCACGACAACAAAUCUGGUAUGAUUUCUGUGACAAAAUCCAAAAGGCUCCUUCAGAGAUGGUGAGCACGUUAAAGAGAAUGGAGAUUUGGUGA